Messenger RNA from Dioszegia hungarica, 852 nucleotides. Its product is annotated as NRDE protein-domain-containing protein. The transcript is spliced from 4 exons. Gene Ontology annotation, biological process: Golgi organization; protein secretion. Lineage: Eukaryota; Fungi; Basidiomycota; Tremellomycetes; Tremellales; Bulleribasidiaceae. The coding region runs from base 1 to 852 and encodes 283 amino acids. Gene Ontology annotation, cellular component: Golgi apparatus. The record is from RefSeq and is a predicted model, not a curated record.
AUGUGUAUCGCCUUCUUCACCACCACUCAGCCCGGCUUCAAGCUAAUCAUCGCCUCGAACCGAGAUGAAUUCUACGACCGGCCCGCUACGCCCGCUGCAUGGCACACCUUCGGGCGUGAUAGCCCAGAAGGCUCGCGUGAGUUCUUGUCGGGGCAGGACCUGGCGGCGGCGGGAGGGGGGACGUGGUUGGGGAUGACGAAAGAUCUACGGAUAGGCCUCAUAACCAAUAUCCGCGAUCCUUCCAUCUCGCCUGCAGCAGCCGCUAUUCGCCGACCAGGCGCACCAUCCCGGGGACAGCUCCUGCGCGGUUUCCUGGAAGCUCCACCCUCAUCCGAUCCAAUACGGGCAUUUAUGGACGCCACUUCAAACUCGGCAGACUAUGACGGCUUCAACCUCUUGCUUUUUCAUGUCAAGCAGGACGGAGCGGAAGUAGGACACGUCAGUAAUCGGCCUGAAGUACGAGCAGAGAUCCUGGACGACAAGAGUAGAGGGGCACAUGGGAUCUCAAAUACACCAAUCGAGAAGCCUUGGCCAAAAGUCGUAGAUGGGGAGAAGGGGAUGGGGGAGACGCUUGCGGAGUGGGGGAAGGCAGGGGAGGGGGAGGACGAGCUUGUCCAGCGCUUGUUCCGACUUCUCAGACGCUCCACCGAGAUCAAGAGCAUAGCGGACGCCCCCCAAUGCACCUGUAUCCCGCCCGUCAUCCUCAGCGAUAGUUGGUAUGGUACGCGCGUGUCGACUGUGAUUCUCGUUUCGGAUAAAGACGAGGUGACGUUUGUUGAGAGGGAUAUAGGCGGACUGGUCGAUGGAGAGGGGACAUUCCUAAAAUCAGACAACAGAGUAUUCCGGUUUUAG